Molecule: messenger RNA, 1958 nt
Organism: Gambusia affinis (western mosquitofish)
Lineage: Eukaryota; Metazoa; Chordata; Actinopteri; Cyprinodontiformes; Poeciliidae
Product: solute carrier family 66 member 2
Exons: 3
Coding region: 1-516 (171 amino acids)
Biological process (GO): retrograde transport, endosome to Golgi; phospholipid translocation
Cellular component (GO): trans-Golgi network; endosome
Source: RefSeq, a predicted model, not a curated record
AUGAAAUGGACGGACGACAAAAAGCAACUUUCACACAUCAGGAGGCGUUUCCUGAGUCAGCAGGUCUCGACUCGCCACGCUGUCUCUGCUGGUCUCCAUCAGUCCGCGCCGCUCGCCCUGAUGAAUUUGGACGUCCGUUACUUCUGGAAGUGGAGUGCGUUUGAGGAUUACCUGCUCUUCUGCUUCGGCUUGGCGGCGCUCGGCGCUGUGGUCACGCUGCUGCUGCUGGACUCCGUCGUGUUUGUGGAGGCGCUGGGCUCCCUGGCCGUGACGUUUGAGGCGAUGCUCGCCUUGCCGCAGCUGCUGCAGAACCUGCAGAACCGUUCCACCAGGGGAAUGAGCGUGAAGAUGGUUCUGCUCUGGACGGCCGGCGACGCCUUCAAGACGGCGUACUUCGUGAUGAACGAAAGCCCGGCCCAGUUCUGGGUGUGCGGUUCGGUCCAGAUCCUGCUGGACGGCGCCAUCCUGCUGCAGGUUCUGCUGUACGGCCAGGACGGCCGGGCCAAACUGGGCUGAACCAGGAAACCAGGAGCUGCUGGUCCAGAACCAGAACAUUUUAAAGGCUGGAAAACCAAAGGAAAUGUUUUUAGUGUUUCUUUGAAACCAAAGAAACCAAAACAUCCUGGAAGAAAUUAAAACAUCCUGGAAGAAACCAAAACAUCCUGGAAGAAACCAAAACAUCCUGGAAGAAACUAAAACAUCCUGGAAGAAACUAAAACAUCCUGGAAGAAACUAAAACAUCCUGGAAGAAACUAAAACAUCCUGGAAGAAACCAAAACAUCCUGGAAGAAACCAAAACAUCCUGGAAGAAACUAAAACAUCCUGGAAGAAACCAAAACAUCCUGGAAGAAACCAAAACAUCCUGAAAGAAACCAAAACAUCCUGGAAGAAACUAAAACAUCCUGGAAGAAACUAAAACAUCCUGGAAGAAACUAAAACAUCCUGGAAGAAACUAAAACAUCCUGGAAGAAACCAAAACAUCCUGAAAGAAACCAAAACAUCCUGGAAGAAACUAAAACAUCCUGGAAGAAACCAAAACAUCCUGGAAGAAACCAAAACAUCCUGAAAGAAACCAAAACAUCCUGGAAGAAACUAAAACAUCCUGGAAGAAACUAAAACAUCCUGGAAGAAACUAAAACAUCCUGGAAGAAACUAAAACAUCCUGGAAGAAACCAAAACAUCCUGGAAGAAACUAAAACAUCCUGAAAGAAACCAAAACAUCCUGGAAGAAAUUAAAACAUCCUGGAAGAAACUAAAACAUCCUGGAAGAAACUAAAACAUCCUGGAAGAAACCAAAACAUCCUGGAAGAAAUUAAAACAUCUGCAGCUUCACUUUGAGGGCAUUUCUACUUAUUCUACUAUUUAUUGGAACCUGGAGGAUCAUUCAAGGAAUCCUGGAGGGGAACCAGUCAGAACACUGGAUCCUCUGGAUCCUCUGGUUCCUCUGAUGGACCAGUGGAACCAGUGGAACCAGUGGAUGGAGCGCGGUCCACCUGUCUGACUGAUGCGUCGCCAUCUGGACGUUCUUGGCGUGUGCAGCAUCAUGCUGUGGGCGCCUGCAGCAUCAUGCUGGUUCUGUUUGCUGUUUGGAUCCGGUUUGGAUUGGGUGAAGGUUCAGGGAAUAAUUCUGGGUUUUUAUCACAAUCACUGAAUGUUUCACAUUAUUUUUAGAUCCAAGAUUUUCAUUUUUAUACUGAAUUUAAACGUUCUUUAAUCUUUGUGGCACUGAUAUUUUUCUGUUUUAAUGUUUCAUAUUUUUACAGCCUGAAACAGAAUUUGGACAAAGUUUAAAGGAGUCUGUCCCACUGAAUUUAAACUGAAACAAAUCAAGUUAAAAGUUGAGAAAACAACCAAUCAGAAAGCCGUUGCUGUGGAAACGCAGCUCAUCUGUAGCCAUAGAAACCAAAGCAGUGGAAAAUGUUCAUUGUUGGUUCAAAUAAAUAUUUAGCAUGUUUACA